Messenger RNA from Funneliformis geosporum, 385 nucleotides. The record is from the annotation of a GenBank genome assembly. NCBI's taxonomy places the organism in Eukaryota, Fungi, Glomeromycota, Glomeromycetes, Glomerales, Glomeraceae.
UGAAGAUGAUUCACAACGGAUUAAAUUAAUGUCUACAAUUCAACAAUUAUCUGAUAAAGAGGUCUCGGCAGCAAGUCAUCUUAUUGAAACCAUGCGUUAUCCAAAAGGUUUAAAUGCAGGCCAACUUCUAUCACCAUAUCUUCAAAAUAAAGCAUAUAAUUCUAUUGUUGAUAGUUAUUAUAAACACCAAUUAUCAAAUAAAUCUUUAAAAGAUGCAAAUUUUAAACUUGAUUAUUCCUCUAAUACAGUUUGGCUUGCAACUAGCAUUACACAAAUAGGAGAAACAUCAAUGCGCUCUUCAAUUGAAGAUACUAAAUUAAUUUAUGAAUUUUUAAUUGGUGAGUCUCCACGAAAAUGGUUAUCAACCUCAACAUUACAUACAUAG